This is a messenger RNA of Oncorhynchus mykiss (rainbow trout), 7321 nucleotides long. RefSeq names its product D(1)-like dopamine receptor. Gene Ontology annotation, biological process: vasodilation; G protein-coupled dopamine receptor signaling pathway; positive regulation of MAPK cascade. The record is from RefSeq and is a predicted model, not a curated record. Gene Ontology annotation, molecular function: G protein-coupled receptor activity; dopamine neurotransmitter receptor activity, coupled via Gs. Gene Ontology annotation, cellular component: plasma membrane. NCBI's taxonomy places the organism in Eukaryota, Metazoa, Chordata, Actinopteri, Salmoniformes, Salmonidae.
UUCCCUCAAUCUACAAGUGAGAGACUUCACUUCGGACACGUCAGUGGUGGAUAAGGACUGGAGACUUUGAUGGAAUGUGGAUCUCUUCACAAUAACUUGAACAUAAGAAGAAAAAAUGACAUCUAGUGCGUUUAGGAAAGCGUGACUAAGUCGUGCUAGUAUUCUUGUUGAUCUGGAGCUUGUGAGAAGAUGCACAAGUUGAAUUGAUUCUAUCGGACGGUAUUUCGACCUUGUCUGGAUGUGGUCACACAGUUUUUCGGGUGAAGAUAGAGGGAAGUUUGAAAGGACAUAUAAUGAGAAUAACACACUGCUAGCGGUACUGAGGCUGCGGGCUGCAUCUGGAGCACACGCGAGGAGAGCAGACAGAGGCGCGCGCUUCUGCUGUAGACAGAUACGUGGGAAAGAGAAUAUGUAGAGCUUGCUAUUUCGAAGUAAACCAUGGUUUACCAUUGAGCUUUCUUUGAGGAUUUAAGGACAUUUACAAAAAAACGGUUGUUUAAAAGAAGUUGACAGCUCAUCUUCUAUGGAGUCCCAUUGCAAAUUUGGAGACUCGUUGUGGGACAAAAAUGGACCGCACGAACGGACUGAGCUCCAGGAUUAUCGUUGUGUUGCUCCACAGUAAGAUGUAGCCUGUUGUGUGUUCUUGGUGCUUAUGGAAACUUAAUUGCUACAUUUUCAUAAAACAUAGGCUACAGAUGCCACGUUUCAUGCGUAAAGAUACGGACGAUGUAUUUAUUUUGUUGUUAUGAUGCGUGUGCAUUUCAGUUCAACAAUAUUGCAACUGCAUGUCUACAUUUCCAUCACCGUCCAAAGCGUCAGGCAUCUUGUCCGGUGCAUGUGCCCUGCAGUUGCUUGUCCUGGAUGGAGCGUCAAUAAGGGCACGAAUAUAAUCACACGGACACGCCUCGUCAGUCAUUAAACAAAUCAGAUAAACACAGUGUUAAUAUGAUCAAUAGACUGUAUCGACGAGCCCGUAUAUAAGGCUAAUGAUUGGCCUAGCCUCUGUUUACUGAACAUGCCUGCGAGAAUAUGGUGUGAAAUUUUCAGAUGACUGCUGACAGGUCAUUGAAAUAGACAUAUGAUAAAGCAGAGUAAAAGUUUAGAUUCGUAGGUACAUCAUAUUAAACUCUUCAAUAACAGAUGGAAUAUCCAUAGUUGAAAACUGCUGCUCUGACAGUAGAAUGUCUUUGAGAAUUCAUGAACAGGGUGCAUUUUUUGGCUCAUUUAUAAAGAGUGCUUUUUGAAAUAUUUAUAGACACUAUUCUGCAGGAUGAUUGCUGUGAUGAGCAUGGUGAACCAGCCUCCAGACUUGAUGGCCCCCAGGCAAGCGGCCAAGGGUUCAUUUUCCAUCUAAUUGGCCUGAGUUCAGGUGAUUGGAAUUAUGGGGUGAUUUCUAUCUCUACAAGCUGACAGAAACAUGGAUUUGAACUUCUCCACGGUCCGCGAUAGCGAUAAUUUGCUGGAGAGAGACUCAUCCAAGCGCGUUCUGACAGGCUGCUUUCUCUUUGCGCUCAUCCUGACCACACUGCUGGGGAACACACUGGUAUGUGUUGCAGUCACCAAGUUCCGCCACCUGCGCUCAAAGGUCACCAACUUCUUUGUGAUCUCUUUGGCCAUUUCAGACCUGCUGGUGGCCAUCUUGGUGAUGCCAUGGAAGGCAGCAACGGAGAUCGUGGGCUUCUGGCCGUUCGGUGCCUUCUGUAAUGUCUGGGUGGCGUUCGACAUCAUGUGCUCAACAGCGUCCAUUUUGAACUUAUGUGUCAUCAGCGUGGACAGAUACUGGGCGAUCUCAAGCCCAUUCCGCUACGAGAGGAAGAUGACACCCAAGGUGGCGUUUAUUAUGAUCAGUGUGGCAUGGACGCUGUCUGUGCUCAUCUCUUUCAUCCCUGUGCAGUUGAACUGGCACAAGGCUGCGGUGUUGGAGCUCAACGGCACUUACGGUGAGCUGCCGCCGGACAACUGCGACUCCAGCCUUAACAGGACCUAUGCCAUCUCCUCCUCCCUCAUCAGCUUCUACAUCCCUGUGGCAAUCAUGAUCGUGACUUACACCCGGAUUUACAGAAUUGCCCAGAUACAAAUCAGGAGGAUCUCAGCACUGGAGAGGGCUGCGGAGAGUGCCAAGAACCGCCACAGCAGUAUGGGGAACAACUCCAACAUGGAGACGGAGAGCUCCUUCAAGAUGUCUUUCAAAAGAGAAACCAAAGUCCUAAAGACCCUCUCUGUCAUAAUGGGGGUGUUUGUGUGCUGCUGGCUGCCCUUCUUCAUCCUCAACUGCAUGGUACCCUUCUGUGAGCCCAACGGCCCCUCUGAUUUCCUCUGCAUCAGCCCCGGCACCUUCGACGUGUUCGUCUGGUUCGGCUGGGCCAACUCCUCACUCAACCCCAUCAUAUAUGCCUUCAACGCGGACUUCCGCAAAGCGUUCUCCAUCCUGCUGGGCUGCCACAGACUCUGCCCGGGCAGCAAUGCCAUAGAGAUAGUGAGCAUCAACAACAAUGGAUCCCAGCCGCCUGCGUCCCAGUAUCAGCCCAAAGGGCACAUUCCCAAGGAAAGCAACAAUGCCACCUAUAUGAUUCCCCACAGCAUCCUGUGUCAGGAGGAGGAGCUGCAGAAGAAGGAUGGGGUUGGGAUUAAGACCUUGGAGAAACUGUCCCCGUCCCUUUCUGGGAACUUGGGCAGCGAUGCCGAUGUGUCACUGGAAAAGAUUAAUCCUAUAACUCAGAACGGCCAACACAAAACUGUGACAUGUUGACGGGUGUAUGUAUUGGUAUUCAAACAUGAGAAGGAACCAAGAGGGAGAGACUUGGCAGUAUGCCUAGCAGAAGUGUGGUAUAUACAAACUGAGCUUCACUGCGAACCUUAAAACUCAAAUCACUAUGGAAAUCUACAGAAUGUUUCAAAUGAAGGCACUUUAUCCUGGAUAACUAUCUGCAAAACACCUUCAGCAUUUAUUAUUAAAGUAUAGACAGAUUUGUUGAUAAAUGUUCCAUAACUUGAAUAAAGUAAAACGAAAUACACACGUGUAUACAUGUGUUGUAUUUACUAAUAUGUAUACAUUUGCAUGUGUACACAGUAGUGACAAAUAUCCUGGAAGCUGUUAUAACAUGGAGAAAGAAGUAGAAAUAUUAGCAAAAUAUCUCGUAGGUAAGUGCUUUACAUCUAUAUGUACAGCGUGUUUCAUAUUCUUACAAAGAUAACUAUAAAGAUAAUUGGUUUUGAUUGUUUUUUUCGAUGUCAACAACAGUGUAUAAUUAUUUAAAAUGUUAUUUAUAAUAAUCAUCAUAAUUUAUUAGAGAGUUGAAUACACUUCUGGUUAAUGAUAACUGACUAAAAUAAUAUGGAGAGAGGCCAUAGGAUGGUGAAAAUGGUUCAAAACAACCCUCAUCAAUUCUUGCAUUUGUGUUGUUGUGAAAUUGAAGUGGUAAGCCUCAGCGUGGUAGGGUUGUGGUAAGGUAAGGUAUGGUGUAUACACAUGUAUGCAUUUGAUAGAACAGUUACGGAGGCUUUAAAUACCUUUCAUUUUCACAGAGAUACAACGUCUUAUGCCAAGUAUGUCAUAUUUCUAUAUAUUUUAGUUGCAUUCCCCUUUUGUAGUACAUGAUUUUCCCAAUUGGGAAAUGCAAAAGUGUUGAUGGAGCUCACUCUGAUUGUCACACUGGAUUUCAAAGAAUCUUCUGUCAAACCUGAUUUUAAAGAACAAACUGUCAAACCUGAUUUUAUAGAACAAAUUGUCAAACCUGAUUUUAAAGAACCAACUGUCAAACCUGAUUUUAAAGAACCAACUGUCAAACCUGAUUUUAAAGAACCAACUGUCAAACCUGAUUUUAAAGAACCAACUGUCAAACCUGAUUUUAAAGAACCAACUGUCAAACCUGAUUUUAAAGAACCAACUGUCAAACCUGAUUUUAAAGAACCAACUGUCAAACCUGAUUUAAUAGAACAAACUGUCAAAUCUGAUUUUAUAGAACAAAUUUACAAACCUGAUUUUAUAGAACAAACUGUCAAACCUGAUUUUAAAGAACCAACUGUCAAACCUGAUUUUAAAGAACCAACUGUCAAACCUGAUUUUAAAGAACAAACUGUCAAACCUGAUUUUAAAGAACCAACUGUCAAACCUGAUUGUAAAGAACAAAUUGACAAACCUGAUUUAAUAGAACAAACUGUCAAAUCUGAUUUUAUAGAACAAAUUGACAAACCUGAUUUUAUAGAACAAACUGUCAAACCUGAUUUUAACGAACCAACUGUCAAACCUGAUUUAAUAGAACAAACUGUCAAACCUGAUUUUAUAGAACAAACUGUCAAACCUGAUUUUAAAGAACAAAUUGACAAACCUGAUUUAAUAGAACAAACUGUCAAAUCUGAUUUAAAAAAAACUAACUGGCAAACCUGAUUUAAAAAAACUAACUGGCGGACCUGAUUUUAAAGAACCAACACCAUGUGUCUAACAGUCCCGUGUGAAACAGGGCCUACUUUCUAAGCCCUCCUAGCACCCAUCAUCGCAUCAGCAAGUCAAGUCAAGUCUACCAGUGUAGCUGUAGCAUAGGCAUCACCGUGGACACAGUUCUCUCCCAACUUCAUCCUCAUUACUCUCUCCCACUAGACACGUCUUCUCCUAAAAAGUGGUACCUCUUCACACUCUUAGGGCAUCAGUGAUUCUUUUGGCAAGUCAGGGCCCAUCAGACAUUUCUUCAAGUGUUUUACAAUUGGCAUCCUAUUCCCUAAAGGCUCUGGUCAAAAGUAGUGCACUAUAUUAGGACGCAACCUUCUACUGUCCUAAUGCAGAGAGCUGAUUCUGAUUCUAUUAAUGGUCAGUUUGCAUGGAAACAAUCAGCUAAGUGAGCAGCAGUAAAUGCCGUCAAUGCAUAAUUGAAAAAUGUAAUUAUUGCACCUUAUGCAAGUCAACAGCCACACAGCCAGAACACAAUUGACCUUUGGUAAACCGCUGAAAACUGAUAUUGUGAAUUGUUUUAGCUGGAGCUAUGAUGUUUUAGGGAACAGUGGGACUGUUGUUGUGCUCAUAGCAGCCAGAUUGUUAAACACCCACUGAAUGCUUUGGUCCUGUCACUCUUCUGAUCAAUUAUCUCAUUUGUAGCUGUGACUGUUGAGAUGUUUUCUAUGCAGUAUUGAAUUUGACCGAUGGCAAACAAUACGCUGUUCGUGAAAAUGAGGAGCAAUUCUAUAGAGCUAGUGUGGUUAAGGCUUUCAAUUAGUACCUGUAUGGUUUUUCAUUUCAGGAGGCAUUGCAUGACUCUACAUUGGAAUUAGGACAAUUGGAUUUUGUGGUGUGCAUUGGGUGAAGGACAUAUUUUAACACUCUUUACAAUUCCCAAUUUAUCAUAGCUCCCAUGAUGGGAAGUCUACGGCACAUGGUUUUGAUGUCAAAAUGAACUAGAGUUAAUGCAUUGUGGCUCAGUUGUUUCCAGGCCUCAACCUUGUUCUUGUAUCGACAGGUGUAAAAGCAUGGAGUUGUAUCGACAGGUGUAAAAGCAUGGAGUUGUCAUACAUCAAUGUUAAUUUAAUGGUAUUAGUCUUAAAUUGGUUCUGGGAAAUCAAAUUUGGUAAAAUGCAACAGGGAGAACGUUUUUGAAUCAGCAUGUUACUUAUGAGUUACAAAAAGAGGUUGAGAAGCCACCUAGCUCCACCCCCUUCUGUAAUCCUAUUGAGUUUUUAUGACCUCAUUUUAUUUGCCUGGCCCUGGAUUCUUAAGAGUGUAUGUCCAUCAAGUCUAGCCUUCUAUGACAAGUGCCAAAAUAUGAACUCUCUCUGAGAAGACCUCUGUCUCUGUCAUUUUGUAGAUGAAGGUGGAACGUGCCCACUGCUCAGCUCUACUCCAAUUGUCAAGGGGUGCUAGAAGCCAUCAAUACCAUAAUAAACAUGUUUUUUUUUUUUAAGUGCUGACUUGAUAUAGUAGCAUCUGAUUUUAAAAAGGUUUUUCCAAAGGCAUUAUGUCUUUGACGAAGGCAAAACAGCAGCAUCUAUGUGAAGUGAAGGUUGGCCUUUUUCCAUUUUCUACCAUAUCAGUUGUCCUAUUCCCAAAUAUUGACCAGUCUCUCUAUGAUUAACUAUAUCCUUUGCUUAUAAUUUAUUUUCUAAUUAUUUACAAACAUGAGUCUGCUCAAAUCUACGAUAAAAAAAUGAACUCUGCAUAAUCUGAGCAGCUAUGGGGAACAUUCUAGAAGACUGUCUUUGUUUGCUCAGUGCUCCUCCUGUCAGGCCCCGUCUAAUCAGUGGAGAAAGCUGUUACUCAGAGGGAUUUAGUUCAUUAGUAAACAAUCCUUCCCUGCUGUUCCCCUCUGUGGUUCUAUCACAACACGCACACCUGGGCAUACAACUAGGUAAUUGGGCCUGCGUAAAGAUGCCCUACAUAAACAAUUGUCUAUUCAUAUUUUGUUUCCAAUGAUUUUGCUGAAUGUGAAACUCAUGCUGUGAGAUGACAAUGUUUUGUAAAGUUUUAUGAGUUUCAUUUUCUUAACCAUAUGAACAAUUAUGACACUGGCAUGGCACUUUGAAGUAUCUGAGGGUUGUCCAGAGUUUUUGGUUUUAUACAUUUAUACAGAGUAAUAUUCAUUUUGGUUUCAGAUGGUUUAACUAUCUUGCUUGUUGCUAUAUCUGUAUAAUUCCUGAGAUAGAUUUAAGCCGCCAAAUUUACCAGUCAUGUUUAACUCUGCUCACCACAGUUUGCUGGCACUUUAUGAAUUGGGCAUUACAUUGCAAAAUUACAAAAGCAGAAUGCCUUGUUUGCUCAAAUGUCUUUCCUAGGGGUGCCCCACAGGUUAUGAGAAACAAGUGUGUUGUUCUGUCUAGAUGUUUGUUGUGACAUCACAUGUAACAGUGCUUUUGUUAACCUAGCUGACAGCAAAGCAUUCCUCUGCAUCAAAUGACAAAUAGGAAUAUAUAACUGUCUCCUUGUAUGACAUUAAACAACAUCCUUUUUGGAUGGGUCCAACUGCAAGGGUAUUGUUCUCCAGCUCAUUUUGUUAAGAUUAUUUAUUUAUGAUGGCACCCCUACCUCGACAUUCAACAGCAAACCUUCAUGUAAACAUAAAAUGGAAAACAGUAUUGUAUAAUGUUCAAAUCUAGAUGUGAACACAAGUGCUUUUAAAAAAAAAAUCUUAGAAUCCUUAAAUGUGAGUAGAAAACUGUUUGUGCUGUUUUUCAGUGUGGAUUUAUUGAAAAGUCCAGGCACUCGUCAGUCAGAUGAAAUAAUGUGCUGCAGUUGUCAAGAAGGUGUUGAAGAAAAACAAUCCUCAAAUGUAUUACAGUACCUAGUUUACAGUUUGUACAAUAUGUGCCCUUACUACAUGUAGAAUAAACGUGUAUGUUC